Molecule: messenger RNA, 7254 nt
Organism: Pelobates cultripes (western spadefoot toad)
Lineage: Eukaryota; Metazoa; Chordata; Amphibia; Anura; Pelobatidae
Source: the annotation of a GenBank genome assembly
CAGAGAGGCAGCAGAGAGAGAGACAGAGAGAGCUUGAGGAGCACAAGUCCACAUCUCUUGGAGACAAUCAGAAAAUGCAGAACAUUUCAUUACAUGGAUCCGGAUUUUAAAGGUAUGCAAAAGAUAUGAUGAAAUCAAAUCCAUGUUUUUUGUUUUUUGUUUAUGUUGCUUCCAUUGGUGAUUUGACAGAAGGGAAAACCUUAAUAGAUUCAUAGGCUAUAGCACCAUUAAGCAAGGUGAUCGCCUUCAAUUUAAAGCCUUAUUUCUCAAACAAGGCAGAGUCCAUCAGUUCCAUCAAGUGGAUUUUUUUUUUUUUUUCAUCACAAAAAUAUCAGGGCUAAUUGCUGCUUUCGCUAUCUUUCUUUCCUGGUUCGAUGCAGAUUAAGGAAUUAAGUAAAAAAUAAAGCUAAUAUAUGGUAAGGAAAAAUGGGAGCAUGCUCUGGUAAAGCUCAUAAUAUUAAAGCACUUUCUUGACAGAAUUAGGCUGGUUGCAUAAGCUGUGUUUUAGGCUAGCCUGGCUUGCAUUGAAAUAAAAUAGUUGUGUGUGCCGUGUUAUCUUGUGGAUGGAUACUGUAACAGGCUAUGGUUCUGAGACCAAGGUUCCAAAAUGGCAUUUCUUGUCAGUCCCUAUGCUGAAGGGUUACUUCGUGAAUUCUCUUUGUGACUGAUCGGUGGAAAAAGGGAUCUGUGCUCCAACGGCAGUUAAUGAUCCCCCACCAAACCCCCUCCUUAUCCUCUAAGCACCCGACCCAUCCUGUAGCUAUCUAACAAGAGAGACCCUCAGUUUCUGAGUCUGACACUUCCCAUUUGACAGACAUUAUCCAGCGGAGACCCAGGUGACUAGAAGGAAAGAGAUAGCUUAUUUCAUACCAUGGGGGGCUUUAAUAAAUAGCAUCAAACUCCCCCAUUCUGCAAUCAUAAACCAACCGAUAUCGUGCUAAACUUGGUUCCCUGUAAAGAUGUGUUUCCACAUCUCUCGUGGACGCGCACACAGGCUGUGUGAGGCUGAGUGAGGAGGGAGGGAGGCUGAGAGUGACUGCCUAAAGUCCUGAAAGAUCAAUAAAUAAUCCCUGCUUAUCUCCCCUGCACUUAAAAUCCUAUACCCUGUUCUCCUGCAAAAAAAAAAACAAAAACAGUCCAUUUAAUGUAUUUUACACUCAAUAAAAAGUAGUCUGAUAAUUAUAUGUGCUUAGAAAAAAAAAAACAUAAUAAGCACACAAAAUUAUCAGUCUGCUCUCUUUUACUAUUCUUUGAUCAUUAUCUGCAAGUUAAACAUUUAUUUCCCUCAUAUAUUUUUAUUAUGUAAUAUAUAUUCAUUAUUCCUUUCAGCUUUACAGAAAUCACCACCUUUUAUCAUCCCCAUGGGACUGAAUGGGUUGAUACAUGACUACUUCAAAUGACCUUUCUGAGACUGAAAGGGUUAAUAUAUGCAAACUUUCACUGAUGUGUGUCUUUAAACCAUUUUUUAAAUUCCACGGGACUUUCUACAUCUUAUCAUCCCCAUAGGAGUGAGGGGUUAAUAUAUGCACACUUCAAAUAAUCUCUCCCCCCCCCCUCUUCGAUUACUGAUGUGUGGUUACUUUAACUCUUUUAAUAUCACAUGAACUACCACAUUUUAUCAUCCCCAUUGGAGAAGAAGAGUUAAUAUAAGAUCACUUCCCAUAAUAGCCCUGGUCCAUACAACACUUUUGAUGACAUGUAUAUGUAUUAACUCUUUUUGCAUGUUUUUAGUGUUAUUAUAAUUCUUCUUAUUAUUAUUAAUAUUAUUAGCUGUUGGUGGAAAAAAAUAGCAAAAGAGAGCCGAGUGUUAGUCAUGGUUGCUUUUUUUUUAAUUUAGCUUUUUGUUUUAGCUUUUUUUUUUUUUUUACAGGAGAGAGUAUUAAGGAUUUUAGGUGCAGGGGAGAUAAACAGGGAUGUUUUAUUGACCUUUCAGCCACACUCAGCCUCCUUUCCCCCUCCCUCCGCUCACAGUCUCACACAGCCUCACACAGCCUGCAUGCACGUUCUCGAGAGAUGUGGUAACACAUCUUUACAGAGAACCAACCCGGUCAAACACUGGGGGUCCCCCCUUCUCCUUCCAUCCCUACUGCAGCUCAGACACAGGAGAACCUUAUUAGCCAGGACUUACCCAAGACCUUCCUAGCUAGUGAGCUCAGCAUCUCCUAACUCCUGGGUACCACUUUAUGUGGAGAAGUGCUACCUGUUUCUCCACGGAAGGGAUUGAGGAUCACAGCAGAAGAACAUUCUUCUCACAUUAUCCAGACAGAAGAGAGAACCCCCCCAUCACUCCUUUUUUUCCAAAAAGCCAGCUGGCAUGAUUCCUGCCUCGGGAACCCUCUCUAAACGCUCUAGCUCAUCAUCAGAAGUGGAGAUCUGAUUAAGAAGAGCACCCAGCAGGAUCAGGGACCAUGCUGCGGCAAAGCAUUGCGGUACUAAUCAGCACUAUCGCAAAGCUCAGACAUUUGCCAUUGAUAUUAUAGGUAUUCUACCAGUGACCCAUUGCUGUGUAUCUGUGUAAUGUCUGGGUGCCAUCUCCAUCCUCCUCCUCUACUGUGCCAUAGAUAGGGCCAGCGUGUACUAUGAGCAUGAUCCUGUGGGGAGAGAGAGGUUUGUGGUUUUUGUGUGGGAGAGAGAUAGAAAUGACUUCAUGGCUGUCACACAUAGCCUGUGAUCUCCAUUCCAUUUUAAAGUUUAUUCGAGUGUGCAGCUUCAAAGAAACCAGGGAUAAUGCAUAAAGAUGAUUAAAGAUGUAUUUUGUGGGGGAAGAAGGAGGGGGGGAGGUAGUCUUUUAUCUAAAUCGUGACCUUUUUAUAGAUUUGGACUGUUUUUCUGUAUAUGUGGAUUUGAAAUGGUAAUUGUACAACACAUUUAAAAUAUAUGCAUGUAAACCACUAUAUAUAUUUGUUUUAUUAUAUAUACAUAUAUAUAUAUAUAUAUAUAUAUAUAUAUAUAUAUAUAUAUAUAUAUAUAUACAGCCUUUCAUACUGACAGACAGUUAAAUGUACAAACGCAGACAAACAGAUUUGUGCUAUUAGAGUGAGAGCUAGAAUUAUGGAUCAUUAUUGGAGAAGGAUGGAUGGGAUGGAUAGCUAGCUGGAUGGGAGGGAUGGAUGGAUUGUAAAGGGUAGGUGGAUGGAUGGUUGAAUAAAUAAAUAAAUAAAUAAAUAAAUGGAUGGUUAGAUAAAAGAAUGCAUAGAUAAAUGGAUACAUUUACAGACAGAGAAUCUGUCUGGCUAGGCACUUUUCAUAGUAUGUGAAUACUAAUUCAUUAUUAUUAGAGUGCGAGUGAUUCUAUAUCUAUGGUGAAAGAGACAUAGCCUGUAGACACAGUCAGAUAGAGAUAUAAAUAAUCAAUAUAUAUAUAGACAGACUAAUAAGAUAGACAUAAGGAGAGACAUACAGGCAUACAUUGCCAUGCCUGCUCUAAUAAUCUGACAUUAAGUACUAAGACAGUGUCUUUCUGUUUGUUUAGACGAUUCCCCCCAGAAGCCUGAGAGCGUUUUGUCCCUGCCAGAAGAUGUUUGUGUGGCUCUUCCUGUUCCUCACCACCCCAAUCUCCUCCACCAACCCGGACUCUGAGCUCUCCCUAGAGAUCUGCAAUGUAUGCUCUUGCAUAUCGGUCGAAAAUGUGCUCUAUGUCAACUGUGAGAAGGUGGCAGUCUACAGACCAAAUCAGCUUAAACCCCCUCUUUCUAAUUUCUACCAUCUCAACUUUCAGAACAACCUGCUCAUCAUCCUUUAUCCCAACACCUUCCUCAACUUCACACAUGCAGUAUCACUGCAACUGGGCAACAAUAAACUGCAGAACAUCGAGGGAGGAGCAUUCCAGGGGCUCAGUGCAUUAAAACAGUUGCACUUGAACAACAAUGAAUUAAAGGUCCUGAGGGCUGACACAUUUCUGGGCAUUGAGAAUUUGGAGUAUCUCCAGGCUGACUACAAUUUAAUCAAGUAUAUUGAACGGGGAGCCUUCAAUAAACUUCACAAGCUUAAAGUUCUUAUUCUAAACGACAAUCUGAUUUCUUUUCUCCCUGACAAUAUAUUUAGGUUUGCCUCCCUAACCCAUUUGGACAUUAGAGGGAACAGGAUCCAGAAGAUGCCAUACAUAGGUGUUCUGGAGCACAUUGGGAGGGUGGUGGAACUUCAGUUGGAGGACAAUCCUUGGAAUUGUACAUGUGAUCUGUUGCCCCUGAAAGCUUGGUUGGAAAACAUGCCCUAUAACAUCUACAUUGGAGAAGCUAUAUGUGAGACGCCAAGUGAUUUGUAUGGUAGGUUAUUAAAGGAGACCAAUAAACAGGAAUUGUGCUCUAUGGGCAUUGGUAGUGAUUUUGAUGUGCGUAUUUUGCCCCCAUCCAUGGAAACAAUAUUCACUACUCCUGGGGGGAACACUGCACAAACAUCACAAGGCAGGUUGGUUACUAAGCCUCCUAAGACCACCAAUCCAUCCAAGAACUCUGGAAUAGUAUCUGGCAAAUUUGUCUCUAACCACACUCUGAGUCAGAUAGUGUCCUUUCAAACCAGGGUGCCUCCUCUAUCACCCUGCCCAUCGCCAUGUGUUUGUAAAACUCACCCUUCUGAUUUGGGAUUGAGUGUAAAUUGCCAGGAAAGAAACAUUGAGUCAAUGGCUGAACUUGUCCCUAAACCUGUCAAUGCAAAGAAAUUGCAUGUUAAUGGCAAUUUCAUCAAAAACGUAGCACAAUCGGAUUUUGCAGAAUUUGAUGGUCUGGAUUUACUCCAUUUAGGCAGUAAUCAACUGACUUCUAUUCAAGGAAACGUGUUCAAUAACCUGACAAAUUUAAGGAGGUUGUAUCUAAAUGGAAACCAACUGGAACGUCUAAGUCCUGAGAUAUUUGCUGGUUUGUACAACCUGCAGUAUCUUUACCUGGAAUACAAUGUCAUAAGGGAAAUUUUGGGAGGGACAUUUGAGUCCAUGCCAAACCUCCAACUGCUUUAUCUAAAUAACAAUCUUCUGAGAAGUUUGCCUGCUUAUAUUUUUUCUGGAGUGCCCCUGGCCAGGCUCAAUAUAAGGAAUAAUCAUUUCAUGUACUUGCCUGUAAGUGGAGUUCUUGACCAGCUCAGGUCUCUGACACAGAUUGAUCUUGAAGGAAACCCUUGGGACUGCACAUGUGAUCUGGUGGCUCUGAAGCUUUGGUUGGAGAAACUGACUGAAGGAAUUGUCAUGAAAGAGGUGAAAUGUGAAACACCUGUGCAGUUUGCAAAUAUUGAGCUGAGAUCCUUAAAAAAUGAAAUUCUCUGUCCCAAACUGAUUAACAAGCCACCCACCCAGUAUACAAGCCCUCUCCCAGCUGCCACCCUAACCACUCCACUGGGUCCUAUGAAAAGUCCACCAGGUGGACCUGUUCCGUUAUCUAUUUUGAUCCUCAGUAUUUUAGUAGUGCUAAUUUUGACAGUGUUUGUUGCAUUUUGUCUUCUUGUUUUUGUGUUGAGAAGAAAUAAAAAACCAUCAGUAAAGCAUGAAGGGAUUGGAAAUCAAGAGUGCAGCUCCAUGCAGCUACAGCUAAGGAAACAUGAUCAGAAAGCACUUAAGAUGGAUGGUAUAUCUGCAGAAACCUUUUUUCCACAGACUAUUGAGCAGAUGAGCAAAAGCCAUACAUGUGGCAUUAAAGAUUCUGAAGUAGGAUUCCCAUUUGUUGACCACCAGGGGGGGAAAGUAAAUAUAAGGAAUUUAACUGACAAGGAUAAAGAUUUACAUGCUGAUAGAAAGAGACUUAGCACAAUAGAUGAAUUGGAUGAAUUCUUUCCAGGAAGAGACUCAAAUUUAUUUAUUCAGAAUUUUUUAGAAAGUAAAAAAGAAUAUAAUAGCAUAGGAGUCAGUGGUUUCGAAAUACAUUAUCCAGAAAAGCUACAGGACAAAAAAUGCAAGAAAUCUUUAAUAGGUGGAAAUCACAGUAAAAUUGUAGUAGAACAGAGAAAAAGUGAAUAUUUUGAACUGAAAGCAAAGCUUCAAGGCACACCUGAUUAUUUACAAGUCCUUGAAGAGCAAACAGCAUUGAGCAAAAUGUAGGGCUUGCCAUGUAAACACCACUACAGACAAUUAUUAAAUGAUGUAAGUGCCUUUUGUAGACUUUUAACUUCCAAAUAUUAUCUAUAGGCAUAGAUUCAGGUGAUUUCAGGAGUGUCCAGUUGCUUAGGGGUGCACAUGUUGAAGACAUUCCCUUGUAGGGAUUACUUCUCAGAGCUGCUUCAUUCUGGAUUUCUCUAGGACUGCACCAGACACUAUUGCCAAAGGGAUACUUUAUAUUAUGACAAACAUAAUUCACCUCAACUGAAAGAGGCAUCUAUUAUCUACUGUAUAUUUUGUACCCAAAUGCAAAACUCCUGUCUCCAUGUGAUUGGUUAUUCAAAAAAAAAAAAAAAAUAAGAAAAAAAACAGUGAUUGUUUUUCCAUGUUCCUCUCAAAUGGAUAAAGCUGGUGAAAAACGAAGAUGAUUGUUUAGGUCGAAAAGAAUGUUUAAAGAUGAUCAGAGAUGGUCAAGUAAAAAGCAUGCAAAAGGACAUCAGCUCAUGUAAAUCGGUAACAUGUAUGACCUUUUAUCUAAAACCAAGAAUUAAUCAUGUCAAAAUGUGAAAAUUCAGUAUAACUUGCUUUACAAAUCUAUAAAUAAAUUCAGUCACUUGAAAUCAUACUUGGCUACACGUAAAAAAAAAUAGAUAAAUAUGUUUAUUUAACAGGAUACGUUUCAGCAAAAAUGUGAAUCAAAUUAAGCAAAGUUAAAAAAAUUAAAAUAAUAAAUCAAUCAUUUUCAUUAUUUGCAAUCAAACAGGUUGCAGGAACUUUCCAGGUAUGCUUGCUAUGUGAGCGGAUUCUAAAGUAUUUUUUUAAAUAGAAUUCAUAUAUAUGAAAUACUUUGUAUACUAAAUAGAAAUCUAUGUAAUCCUUAAUAUGUAUUUAAAUGCCUGACUUGUUUCUGUGAUCACAAUGCAUUAAUCUUUAAAGUUAAACAUUCAGAUAUACCAAACUGAUACAGGAAAUGAUGUGUACACUUGACUUGAUUUAAUGUGAUCAGGUAAAAUAAAGGUUGUCCAACUAUAGUCGUGUGAGUGGUAGAAUGCUAUGUUCUGAUUUCAAUUUAUUAUUCCCAGUUGUGUUUGUAAGAGAAAAUAUUGACUGUUUUUUUGUUUAUUGUGAUAGCUUAUUAUCAGGCAAUAGGAAUGAACAGAAAUGUAAAAAUUUCUGUAAUUGAACCCCAUCAUUAGGACAUAAAAUAUUAACCAGCUAGUCACCGUGUUAUAUCA